AUGCCACCAAAGAGGAAUAGGAGAAAUGUGAGCGAUGACGAAGAUGAUGCCCCGGUUCCCAAAGAAAUACCCGAAAAGCAUAGUUCUGACGAAGACCGCGCAAAAGGUAGGGGAGGGAAGAAGGCAGCAAAUAAAAGGUCCAAGGACAAAAAUAAGUCGGCGACUGUGAACGAAGCUUCUGCCCCUGUUCCUGAAGCCACCGGCAAAACUAAGGGAAAGCCCAAAAAAGGCCGUAAGGCUGUUGACUCGGAUGACGAGUCUCCGAGGCAGAACCAGACGGCUGUGCCCGAGGAGAAACAUUCAAAUGAUGACGACAAGCAGCCAGCCGGGGCGCAAAAAAAUACUAAGAGGGGAGGUGGAAAAAAUCGUCGAAAACAUUUUGACUCAGAUGAAGACGAGGAAGAAGCGCAGGCGCCUUUGCCAUCAGGCAGAAAUAAGGGACGGUCAAUGGAGGAUUACGAGAUUGACACCCAGCGCAAGCAAAAAAAUCCAAAGCCGGGCAAAAAGCAGAAGGCGCAUGCACCAUCAGAAGAUGAGGAUGAUGAGCAAGACAUUCCAAAACCAACUCUCAGUGAAAUGGGAGCAUUUGAGGUAGCAGAACUUGCAGACGAUAAUAUCGAUGAGGACUUUUACAAAAAGAAGCGGAGAGCAAAUCGCGGUAAGGCUGCUCCGAAAACGUCCGCAAAAGAUAAAACAGCUCAAAAAGUCGAGGCUGAAGAUUCAGCAAACGAAUCAGAUACCGAGUCGAAGGGUGUAGCAAAAAAGAAUAAAAAGGCUCGUGGAAAAGUUGAAGAUGAAGAUUCAGCAAACGAAUCAGGUACCGAGUUGAAGGGUCUACCGAAAAAGACUAAAAAGGCCCGUGGAAAAGAUCAUCCCGAAGAUGAGCUAGUUUCAAAACUGGCUGAUGUACAUUUGGAUGAAAGUGAGCCCCCAGUAAAAGAUCAGCCGUCAAGACAUCAGACACCUACAGACUCGCUGAUCGAGAAGGUAGCAACAGCUGAUGCCAUGGAAGAGGAUGCGUCCGCAAUACCAUCAUUGGCGAAACCCAAGAAAUCUAAAAAACUGUCCCGCUUUGAGGAGUUAAUCACUAAACCUCCGUCCCCACCGCCAUCACCACCUGUGGUUCACGCGGAAGAAGAGGUCGCACCUCUGUCAAAAAAAGAUAAAAAGGCAAAGAAAAUGGCUGCCCUUCAAAAGGUCUCUGUGACUCCUCCAAAAUCGCAUGAGGAAACGGAAGAAGCAGAUCAGGAAGUUGUUGAAGAGCCCAAAGAGGAAGUCGCCCAGCCCGAGGUUCCUGAAGAACAACCAGAGGACGCUGUUGCCGUUGGGGAGCCUGAGCGGCCUGUCGUAAAAAUGUCGAAAAAAGAGAUGAAAAAGCUAAAGAAGAAGGAGCAGUUCGAUAUUAUGGUUGAAUCGGCGACGGAAAAAGCUAUUGCAUCGAUGGGCACACUUGAUAAUUUCGCUUUGGCACAAGCUUCAUCUCGAAGCGCAGUCCAGGAAAAUUCGCUCGAUAUUAAACUUGAAAACUUCUCCAUCUCCGCGAAGGGCAAGGAACUCUUCGUGAAUGCUUCUCUCCAAAUUACUAAUGGUCGUAGAUACGGCCUGUGUGGACCAAAUGGACAGCCUUUCGUUAUUUAUGCCCGUGUUCAUCAGCUGCUGUCAAGUGAAUCAUUUGUAGUGGAUGACUAA
Messenger RNA from Dibothriocephalus latus, 1689 nucleotides. The record is from the annotation of a GenBank genome assembly. Lineage: Eukaryota; Metazoa; Platyhelminthes; Cestoda; Diphyllobothriidea; Diphyllobothriidae.